AUGAAGGAUUCGCCAACAGAAAGUAAUACUCCAGUCGUCUCAAAAGAGCGUCUCAAUAAAGCCAACCACGAGCUCCACCGCUUCGGCAACUACAAGUCCUACUACACGCACUUCCGCUCUCCCGUCUCCCCCGAUACACGGCUUACCCAGCUUUCGACCUUCAUCACUGGUGGCAAGCGUAUCCUCGACCUAGGCUGCAACUCUGGAAAGCUAACGCUCGAGCUCGCAAGUCACUUUGCAGCUUCCGAAGUCGUGGGCGUUGACUUAGAUCUCUUCUUGAUCGAGCAAGCUGAGAAGGCUAAAUCUAGUGAAAAGCAGGAAGCUGCGCGGAAGGUCACUUUCGAGCUUUUCGACUUCGCUUCUACCAUCCCAUUCGUGGGUGCUGCGGCGGAGAUCGAUUGGGAUGUGGUACUCCUGCUCAGCGUCAUCAAAUGGGUGCAUUUGAAUACGUCAGAUCAAGUGCUGAUCGACUUAUUCAUGCACCUAUUCACCAUUCUCAAGUCGGGAGGCUAUCUGGUCAUUGAGCCGCAGGACUGGACAAAUUAUAAGAGGGCUGUGAAGAAGUGUCCUAGCUUGAAAGAGAAUUUCAAGAAGCUUAGACUGAGGCCGCCGUUUGACGAUGUGUUGAAGAGUCAAGGUUGGGAAGAAGUGGAUGGUUGGGAGAGAGAUGAGGUGGGCUUCGAGAGGAGUGUAAGGGUAUGGAGGAAGCCGGUUGAGGAUGCCAACGCCUUGGUUGAAUGA
Mytilinidion resinicola is the source of this 741-nucleotide messenger RNA. RefSeq names its product S-adenosyl-L-methionine-dependent methyltransferase. The transcript has a single exon. The coding region runs from base 1 to 741 and encodes 246 amino acids. Gene Ontology annotation, molecular function: RNA methyltransferase activity; snRNA binding; O-methyltransferase activity. The record is from RefSeq and is a predicted model, not a curated record. Lineage: Eukaryota; Fungi; Ascomycota; Dothideomycetes; Mytilinidiales; Mytilinidiaceae. Gene Ontology annotation, biological process: snRNA modification.